UCCUGUUCCUCGGCUGAAGGCGUUUGGGCUCUUUGCACGGGAAGGUCGUUGGGAGAACGGAGCUGCCGUCGGGAUGUGGUACGAAAUCCUGCCUGGUUUGACGGUCAUGUACGUGUGCUUGACCAUCCCUGGUCUCUCCACCAUCUUAAUCCACAGAUACACAAAUGGAAACAAAGAGAAGAGGAUUGCUCGGAACAAUUAUCAGUGGCACCUGAUGGAAAGAGACAGGCGUGUGUCUGGAACCAAUCGCUACUAUGACUCCAGGGGCUUGGAGAAUAUUGACUGAAGCAACAGACUGAUGAGUUGUAUACCAGCCUACUAAUAAACAUGGAAUUCAUUAAAAAAAA
This is a messenger RNA of Elgaria multicarinata webbii, 347 nucleotides long. It is a transcript of the gene NDUFA1, whose product is annotated as NADH:ubiquinone oxidoreductase subunit A1. The record is from RefSeq and is a predicted model, not a curated record. Bases 74 to 286 code for a protein of 70 amino acids. NCBI's taxonomy places the organism in Eukaryota, Metazoa, Chordata, Lepidosauria, Squamata, Anguidae. The transcript has 3 exons.